GCUCUGCCUAGCUCCCCCUUCUUUGUCCAUAUGUUCUUGGCCUAACCCCACUCCGUUAUCUCCAUCAUUUACUAAUUGAUUACUAUUUUACUAAAUUCUGGACCCAUAUUAUACUGCAAAUUACAUAAGAGUUUGUCUUUUUGGUUUCGAUUAUUGGUCAAAGUCUUUCUUGUUUUGUAUAUAUAUACCCAUGGAGAAAGAUGAUACCAACUACUCGGGAGGUUUUCUUGGGGUGGACUUCAAUGGUGAUCAUGACCAUGGCCAUCAUCAUCUUCAUCAACAUCAGCAGCACCACAAUCAGCACCAGCAGCAGCAGCAGUUCAUGGUUAAAAACACAUACGAGAAUGGGAACCAAAUGGUGGAUUACUUAAUCAAUAAUCCGAUACAACAACUACCUAAUUCUGGUGGUUUUUGUAGCUCAAGCUCGUUGGAUAAGUUAAGUUUUGCAGAUGUGAUGCAGUUUGCAGAUCUUGGACCCAAGUUGGCUUUGAACCAAAAUAAAACAAGCCAUCAUCAUGACGAAGAUCAAGAAAAUGGGAUAGAUCCGGUUUACUUCUUAAAAUUCCCAGUUUUAAACGAGAAGAAUAUUCAAGAAGAUCAUCAGAGUCUACUUGCUCCUUUUGGAGACGAUGAAAACGAGACUCGAGUAGUGAUUGAAGGAGGAGAAAGAGAUGAAGAAGGUAGGGUUUCUGAGGGUACGUCUGUUCGACUUCAAUUUAUAGGUGAAGAUGCUCAUAAAACCCUAGUCGGUGAUGGAAAGAACAAGAGAAAAAGACCAAGAACUAUAAAGACGAGUGAGGAAGUUGAGAGCCAAAGAAUGACUCAUAUCGCAGUCGAAAGAAACAGAAGAAAACAAAUGAACGAACAUCUACGUGUUCUUAGGUCUCUCAUGCCCGGAUCUUAUGUUCAAAGGGGUGAUCAAGCUUCAAUUAUCGGUGGUGCAAUCGAGUUUGUGAGGGAGUUAGAACAACUUCUUCAAUGUCUGGAGUCACAAAAACGACGAAGACUCUAUGGCGACACUCCCAGGGUCGUCGGAGAUUCAUCAUCUCUUCCAAUCCUUCAGCAAGCUCAACAAGGUCCACCGGGAGUGUUCUACCCACCGCCUGAUGAUCAGAUGAAGCUGGUUGAAUUCGACGGUGGACUGAAGGAGGAGAUGGCGGAGAGCAAGUCAUGCUUGGCUGAUGUCGAAGUGAGACUUUUAGGGUUUGACGCCAUGAUCAAGAUUUUGUGUCGGAGAAGGUCUGGUCAGCUUAUUAAAAUCAUUGCUGCACUUGAAGAUUUACAGUUCAAUAUCCUCCAUACCAACAUCACCACCAUUGAACAGACUGUGCUCUAUUCAUUCAAUGUCAAGGUUGCUAGCGAACCGAGGUUUUCUGCUGAAGAUAUAGCAAAUUCGGUACAACAAAUUAUUAGUUUUGUGCAUGCAAAUAUCAGUAGUUGAUGAUGAAACUCUCCACUAAAUAUUACAUAACAGUAUGUCAUUCGGGCGAGUAACCAUAAAAAUAUUCGUCCGUUUUAAUCUUCAUUUCCAACAGAUACAAGCCAUUCCAAUAGCUAAGUCCCUCAAGAAUGACAGUUUUCAUAGGCAUAAGUAUCAGAUUCUUUAGUUGCAAUAUUCAAUAUAUUUUAUAUAUGGGUAUUUUACAUUACAUAUUUACAUGUACGUUAAAGCAUAGCGUAUACUAUUUUGUGAGGA
Messenger RNA from Lactuca virosa, 1696 nucleotides. The record is from the annotation of a GenBank genome assembly. Lineage: Eukaryota; Viridiplantae; Streptophyta; Magnoliopsida; Asterales; Asteraceae.